This is a messenger RNA of Ceratina calcarata, 6542 nucleotides long. RefSeq names its product collagen alpha-2(IV) chain. Bases 20 to 5149 code for a protein of 1709 amino acids. The record is from RefSeq and is a predicted model, not a curated record. The transcript has 24 exons. Gene Ontology annotation, cellular component: extracellular matrix; collagen trimer. NCBI's taxonomy places the organism in Eukaryota, Metazoa, Arthropoda, Insecta, Hymenoptera, Apidae. Gene Ontology annotation, molecular function: extracellular matrix structural constituent.
CCCAGGUCUGCCCGGUCUGAUGGGACCGGACGGUCUAGAUGGAUGCAACGGGACCGACGGACGUGCCGGAGCACCGGGAAUGCCCGGUACCUAUGGUGAACGUGGCCUGGUGGGUCCGAUGGGAGACGACGGCCCCCCUGGCGAACCCGGUGACGGUGGCAUCAACUCCGUAGGCGCGAAAGGUAUCCGAGGAGAUCCUGGCGUCGAUGGGCCAAUGGGUUACGAAGGGCCGCCCGGAUACACCGGCGAGAUGGGCUAUCCGGGAGAUACAGGCGACAUGGGAUUGCCUGGUGCACCGGGAUUGCCAGGUCUGCAAGGUGAACCCGGUGAACCGCGGUAUGGCCGCAAGGGUGAGCCGGGUUAUCAGGGUGAUAGGGGCGAGCCGGGAACAGCGACUAGACCGGAGUAUAAGAAGACGGGCGCGACUACGCCGGUGAAGGGUGACAAAGGUGCGAAGGGACAGCACGGUGACACGGGAGAUAGGGGGAGGAAGGGAGAAUACGGCGCCAGAGGCCCUCCGGGUCGAGCAGGAUUUCCCGGUAUUAAAGGUACGAAAGGAGAGCAAGGCGGUGAUGGACCGAGGGGUAAACAGGGUGCUGAGGGUCCAUCGGGACCACCGGGAGAAAAGGGAGAGAAAGGAGCUCCAGGAUACGCUGGUAAUCCGGGACCAGACGGACCAGACGGAGAGGAGGGAGAGCCAGGGAAUCGAGGCCCUCCUGGUAGACAAGGAGCUGCUGGCGAGCCUGGAAUAUACGUACCGGAACUGGACGAAAUUAUUCAAGGGAACAUUGGGAUACAAGGAGACUUAGGUCCACCUGGUAAACCUGGAGAACCAGGAACGCCAGGUCGGCCUGGUAACGUAGGAUACAUCGGCCCACCAGGUCCUCCAGGACCAGCCGGCUCUCCUGGAUUACCAGGAGCGAAAGGAUCUUCCACAAAAGGAGAACCAGGAAUUGAUGGCCUUCCUGGAACAAUGGGAUCACCCGGUAUGCCAGGUGCAGCUGGUAUACCGGGACCAGUUGGACCGAAAGGAUUUCCUGGGGUAACGAUAAUUGGUCCACCGGGUUGGGAUGGUAAACCUGGAUACCCUGGAGUCUCUGGAUCACUUGGCGACCGCGGAGAUCCUGGUCCUCAAGGUCUAAAAGGAUUUCCCGGAAAGGGAAUAAGGAUUCGUGGUCCUCCUGGGGAACGCGGUUUACCAGGAAUCCCAGGACGUCCUGGUACCGAUGGAUAUCCAGGGAUACCAGGUCCCAAAGGUUUCCGAGGUCUAAAAGGAGAGGACUGUGGCAUUUGUCCGCCAGGACGACCAGGUGAAAAAGGUGAACGCGGUGAUGCUGGAGUGAACGGGUAUCCCGGAGCGCCAGGAUUUCCUGGAUUACCCGGACCUCGAGGAUUAAAGGGUGCACAGGGUAAACCUGGAACUCACGGGCCGCCGGGGUUGCAGGGUGACAGCGGGCGACCUGGAGUCGCCGGUCCUCAAGGACCUAAAGGGGAAAAGGGAAAAUUGCAUUUGCCUGAUGGAAGAUUGAUUGGAAAACCCGGUGACAUUGGCGACAAAGGAUAUCCUGGUCUGGAAGGAUUAAGUGGAGAACGUGGACCCCCUGGUCCACGCGGUGACGCCGGUGCGCCUGGACCUAAAGGAGAAAAGGGUGACUUUGGUCCUCCAGGAUUCCCAGGACGCGACGGAUAUCCGGGGUUGGAUGGCAUCCCAGGUGAGAAAGGUGACAAUGCAUGGACACCAAUCGAAUUUCUGCGGGGCGAUCCAGGCCAUCCGGGAAUUCCGGGACUGAAAGGUGCCCAGGGCGAUAAAGGAGCAAAAGGAGAACGCGGUAUUUCCUCGCAAUACAAUAUAGACCUGAAAGGAGAGAAAGGAUACAAAGGGGUACGGGGUGAACCAGGCCAGGAAGGUCGAAAGGGUGCUCAAGGAUGGCCAGGUGACGAAGGAUGGCCAGGAUUACCAGGACCUCGAGGAUCCCCUGGUAUUUCACCUCAAGGUCCAAUUGGUUUAAAGGGAUAUCCUGGUAUGCCCGGAGAUCAAGGUCCUCGCGGUACAUCUGGUGCGCCAGGAUCACAAGGACCAGUUGGCUUUCCGGGUCGUGCGGGCAACAAAGGUGAUCGAGGUGACCCAGGUUCGAAUCAAACAUAUGGCGAUUAUGGAUUCCCCGGAUGGGCUGGCGAGAAAGGAGACAUCGGCGAUGCUGGACCAUUGGGUAUCCGAGGUAGACCCGGAAUAGAUGGGUCAAAAGGUGUAAGAGGUGCCAAAGGUGCUCCCGGUUUAGCUGGAUUACCUGGGCUUCAGGGUGCCAAGGGUCAACGUGGCGACAGUAUUCAAGGACCUAGAGGCAUGCCUGGAUUACCGGGCGAGCCAGGAAUAUCUGGAAGAGUCGGAGAUGCCGGAAUUCAAGGAUCUGAUGGACCACCCGGAUUCGAUGGAAUGAAAGGUUUGAAAGGAGAAGUCGGUUUCAUUGGACGCCGGGGUGAAGACGGCGAUAUUGGACCCAUGGGUUACUUGGGAAGAGACGGUUUGCCAGGCAUGCCAGGUCCUCCUGGAAUCGACGGUGACGUUGGUGAAAUCGGUAAUCCUGGCCCUCCUGGUAGACCUGGCCUGGACGGAAUACCGGGACCUACGGGCACCAAGGGAGAGGCAGGUGACAUUGGCCCGGCUGGUCGUCCGGGAAGUAGGGGACUACCUGGUUACAAGGGUCCAUCUGGAGAUACCGGACCGGAUGGCUACCCUGGACCUCCGGGUGAAAACGCUUUCAGCGGACCUCAAGGCGACGUUGGAGAACCCGGUUUCAUGGGAGAAGUCGGAGCUCCUGGAUUCCCAGGAGUAGACGGACGACCUGGUCUACCUGGUGAGCCGGGAGUAUCCACUGAUGGGCUUCCGGGUCUGCCUGGAUUGCCUGGCGAACCUGGUUACGACGGAUUCAAUGGAGUGCCUGGCCUAAAAGGAGAGAUAGGCGAUAUGGGGCCGGAUGGUUUGAAGGGAAUAAGAGGAGAGUGGGGAUUCAGAGGAAGACCUGGAGCACCUGGUAUUCAUGGUAGGUCUGGUCAAAAAGGAGAACGAGGUCUGUUAGGAACGCCGGGACUUGAUGGUCCUAAAGGUCAAAGAGGAUUGGAUGGCGAUCCUGGUCAAAUGGGUCUGCCAGGCAUGCCUGGUGAUCCGGGUCCUAGAGGAAUACCCGGAUUGAUAGGUGCGCCAGGACCCAAAGGACACGUUGGUGAUCCUGGUCUACCGGCGUUCGGUUCAGCUGAGAAAGGUGAUUUUGGAAAUCCUGGCCUCGAAGGUUCACCAGGUAGAAAAGGAGAACAAGGUGAACCAGGUUUCACUGGAUACGGUGGCAGGAAGGGUGUACGAGGUGAUAUAGGAAUCCGCGGAUUGGAUGGAUUCCCGGGUGUACCAGGGUUCCCAGGUCUUCCUGGUGAUCAAGGACCUCCAGGUUUACCAGGAAUACCUGGCCAGUUUCCUGAAAAGGGAGAAGAUGGAUGGCCUGGACUGGAUGGAAUACCCGGUACUCCAGGAGUUCCUGGCCAGAAGGGUGCUCCGGGUGAAUAUGGACCAAAUGGUCCUAAAGGAAUUCGUGGCGACGUUGGCCGAAGUUUCCAGGGUCCAAAGGGACUCCCUGGCGAUCUAGGAUUACCUGGCUACGAUGGUAAUCCUGGUGCUCCAGGAUUGGAGGGACCACCGGGUCCUUUUGGACCAAAAGGACAAAAGGGUUUCCCCGGAGAAUUUGGACUACCUUCAAUCCCUAUCGCGGGAGAACGAGGGGAACCAGGAUUCCCCGGAAUACCUGGCAGAGAUGGUGUGAAAGGACAGAAAGGCGAAAGAUCAGAAGAUGGUUUCCCAGGACUGGCUGGACUCAAAGGCGAACGCGGUGAGGAAGGAGAACCUGGUUUACCAGGAUUUGAAGGACCUCCAGGACCGAAGGGACCAAAAGGAGAUCAAGGUACAAAUCCAUUCGGAUUUUAUCCAAGAAAAGGCUUGACAGGAGAUGAUGGACCCCCAGGAUUACCAGGUUUCCCUGGACGACAGGGAAUGAUGGGUGAGCCAGGAGAAGAUGGAUUGCCUGGAAGAAUAGGAGAAUCUGGGAUGAUAGGACUUCCAGGUUUACAAGGCCCAGACGGGAAAGACGGAGCUCCUGGCUAUCCUGGACCUCCUGGCGCAAUUGGCCGUCAAGGACUUCCCGGAUACCCUGGAAGCCCGGGAAUUCCAGCACCUCCUUCACCAGGUCCACGAAACAGAGGAUUCUACUUUGCCCGACACUCGCAAUCUGAAAUGAUACCACUCUGUCCACAAAAUACAGUGAAACUUUGGGAAGGCUUCUCGCUAUUACACAUAAUGGGUAAUGGAAGACCAUACGGACAAGAUCUGGGUACGCCCGGAAGCUGCGUUAGGAGGUUCUCCACUAUGCCGUUCAUGUUCUGCAGCAUCAACAACGUGUGCGAUUACGCGAACCGUGAAGAUUACAGCUACUGGCUAAGUACAACGGAACCGAUGCCCAUGUCCAUGGCUCCGAUACCAGCGCCGGAAAUCGGCAGAUACAUCUCCAGGUGUUCCGUUUGCGAGGCUCCGACUCGGAUAAUCGCGGUCCACAGCCAGACCAUGGCUAUACCUCAGUGUCCGGGCGGUUGGGAAGAACUUUGGAUCGGUUACAGUUUCCUCAUGCACCGAGACGCGGGCGCAGGUGGCGGCGGUCAGUCUCUGAUUUCUCCCGGCUCCUGCUUGGAAGAAUUCCGCGCGAGACCGUUCAUCGAGUGCCGCGCUUUAGGCACGUGCAAUUACUUCUCCACUGCCACGUCCUACUGGUUAGCCACCAUCAAGGACUACGAGAUGUUCCGCAAACCGCUACCGCAGACGUUAAAGGCCGAUCACACCUCUCGAGUGAGCCGUUGCGCGGUGUGCAUUCGACGCCGCGUCACCGAAGAUCCGUACGGCAGACCAUUGAAACCGGUCGUGACGAACGGCCAGAAAGAGCAACCCGGUAACAUUCAGUAUCCGCCGCCGCAGCCGCACUACCCGGAUUAUCAAUAUCAUAGAAGACCACCACCAUCGAACAGACCGAGGGGCCCGUACAGGACGCCCGCUCAUUACCGAAGAAGAGGUAGAGUACAUAAAUCGGGUCGAACGACGGAAUCGGUACCAGCUUGAACAACAAAUGCUACGUUGGUACAAGCACGGCUAUAAUCAAUAGACUGUGAACGUUUACGCAUUUACUUGAAUCGAUUAACAAUAAUCUGCUGUGUAACAAUUCGUUUUCCGUGUUUCGUUAGGCUCUAGCAUUUAUUUCUUGUAACUUUUAAACGAAGUUUCAGAUCUUUCAGAGGAGGUCUCAAUACAAGUAAAUACCAAUAGAAAACUUAAAGUCACUUAAAAUUGAUUGAAAUUUUAAUUUUUAAUUUGUAUAAGCGUUCACAGCCUAGCAAUCAGCGGCGUGCGAGAAAGCAGCAAGUCUGCGUGUAUAUAACGAAAUAUUCGAAACACGUUUAGUUAAGUUAUCGCGCCUGUUGCGUGUGGCGUAGCAAAGGAACACGUCGAGGCACGAGUGCAACGACCGAUUUCAUUUUCUUCUUAAUGCCAAAAAUAAUGAGGGCGAAUAUCCUCCAGUGAAACUGCCAAUACGCGACGUCCGUCACGACGGGCGAAAUCGAGAUGAACCUGUCUAACGUUCGAGUUAUAUAAAUUAAUGAUUUAGUAUAUCAUGUAUAUUGCUAUUAUUAUUAUUAUGUAAUAACUUUCUAUGUAUAUGCAUUGAGUCAAAUAAAUGUGUUUUAUAUAGAUAAUUCCUAUUUGCCGAGACGUCGAGUGUUUUGUGUUCAGUGGCUUCUUCCGAGAACUCUUUACUGCCGUUUUGAAAAUAAUACAAUGAAAGCGACGUGUACUUGUAUAUUUUAUGUAUUUAUAUUUAUAAAAUUAUCAGCAACCAACAAAUAGAUUGAGAGAAAUUUAUUCAUCUUACAAUUAGCUUGUGCUUCCUGUUCACUCUUUAGUCAAAUUAAUCGUGAAGGAAUAUAACGUAGAUAGUUUUUACAAGAUAUUUCCUUCAGAGAAUUGACACGGGAGAAAAUGUAAUUGAUAAAGUUUAGUAGGCAAUGAAAAUAUUGAUAGAAUUCAUUUCCCGUGUUACGCCUGGAGCAAUGAGUUGGGAAUAACCAGACCGGAAAGAAAGUGUAACUUCAGCUUCAGAUAACUAAGACCGAAAAAAACUCGUCGGAAGUAGAACGGAUAUUUGCGUAAAAGCUUUCGUUUAUUCUGCUAGGUCUUGUACUCGAAUAUAUUAAAUAAACGAUUAGGUAUGAAAUGCAGGAGGCGUCAUAAAUUUUCAAUAUACACAGCAGAACUUUCAUAGAAUGGAAGUAAAUUUGCUUCAUGCUGAAACUUACGCUGAUUACACAAGAAUAUUUUAUGCUAGAUGCAUAUUAUAGACAAAUCGUAAAGAAUAAUCAUAACGAAAAAUGAACUAUUGCGUUUAGUAAUGGUAAGCCUAUUGUAAUUUUAUAUUUAUGUAUCAAUAUUUUAGAUAAUAAAAUGUAUUAAUUAAUUA